Molecule: messenger RNA, 603 nt
Organism: Caenorhabditis elegans
Lineage: Eukaryota; Metazoa; Nematoda; Chromadorea; Rhabditida; Rhabditidae
Gene: cni-1
Product: Protein cornichon homolog 1
Exons: 3
Coding region: 4-441 (145 amino acids)
Biological process (GO): vesicle-mediated transport
Cellular component (GO): endoplasmic reticulum membrane; synapse; dendrite
Source: RefSeq, marked reviewed
AGAAUGGCGUUCACAUUCGCCGCAUUUUGUUAUCUCCUGGCGUUAAUUGCUGUCGGAUUCUGCAUCUUCUUCGCGAUAUACACUGUUAUCUGCGUUGACGAAUUGCGUACAGACUACAAGAAUCCCAUCGAACAAUGCCGAAACUUGAACCAACUCAUCCUCCCAGAAUACAUUAUCCAUGGAACGUUCACCGUAUUGUUCAUCUUCAGUUGGCAACUUAUAUCGAUUCUCGCGAAUCUUCCACUUGCCUUCUACCACAUUUACACAUACGCCAAACGCCCAGUGAUGUCUGGACCAGGAAUCUAUGAUCCAACUACUAUUCUCAACCGUUCCACCCUUUCUUCAACUCUCCGCAUCUCAUGGAUCAAGCUUGCAUUCUAUCUUGUCUCCUUCUUCUAUUAUCUCUAUGCCAUGAUCUACACGUUGGUCACUUCAAAUUAGAUUUUCCGAUGAUGCUUCCAACUUAAAUCUCUUGUCAAAUACACCAAUCUUAAUUGUUUUUUCCCUACAGGCCAUCUUAUUUAUUGAAUCAUACAGUACGGUUCGUACAUUCUCUUCUAAAUCCUAUUUUCUUUAUCAGUUGAAUAAACCGUUCUUUCAAGU